This is a messenger RNA of Durusdinium trenchii, 2139 nucleotides long. The record is from the annotation of a GenBank genome assembly. Lineage: Eukaryota; Dinophyceae; Suessiales; Symbiodiniaceae.
AUGUUGCAAAACCAGGCCCCUACUGAGUGCCUACUUGCCAAAUCCUCACCGUCUCACUCAACUCCUUGUGGCUCGGCCUUGCUGAAAAAGACUGUCGUCGCCAAAGUGUGUUGCCCACGUAUAUGUUACAUAGCCACACAGCACACAGUGGCAUUGCGACGCCCUGCUUCCACCGGUAGUUGCGUCCUUCUUGGCUCAAACAGCUUGGCUCAGCCAGCUGAACUUUGUCCGGUAUCGAACCUCGGUGGUGGAAAUCCAUGCAAGGUGCCAAUGAAAAGCAUCCCAGAACCGCAUGAGUUCUUCAAGGUCAACAUACAUGAGGAAAGGACUGCAGCAUAUAUCGCAAGAAGUAUGCCAUUUCUCAUCUUCCUUGUUACUGUUUGUCUUUUGAUUCUUGGAGUCCUGCGGAAUGCAGUGCUGCUGCUGACCAUCACAGCAGCGCUCAAUGUUGCGAUGUGGCUCUGGGUGGUUUCAAUGGCCCUCACUUGCAUGUAUGGAGUGAUUCAAUCGCAGGAAAUGAUAGAUAAUGCGAAUGAGAAGGAAUCAGAAAGGCAACCGACGGAAUCAAAGGUCACUGUGCGGCACAUUGUCGUCAUACCCAACUACAAGGAAUCCGAGAGCAUUCUGACGGACACCCUGCGGAGCCUGCACGAGGCCAAAGAGAGGCUCAGCGCUCUGCAGUCCAAGAAGGACUUCACUGUGGUGAUCGCGAUGGAGGAGAGAGAAAAAGAUGCAAAGAUCAAGUACACAAAGCUAAAGGAGCAAUAUGAGGGAAAAUUCGAGAUGAUGGUGACUUUCCAUCCAAAAGACCUCGAGGUGACGCACAUGGAUGGGAGUGUAGAGCCUGAGGUGAAGGGAAAAGCUUCAAAUCUCAAGCAUGCAGUUCAGGAGGUUUGCAAGAAGUUUGACAAAGAGGAGAGCUCCAAAAAGAACGUUUUGACGGUGAUUGACGCGGAUGUCAUUUUGCACCCAAUGUAUUUUCAGCACAUCAGCCAUGACAUUGCAAGCAUGGAGGACAGAGGAGAAGAUCCGUCAUACACUUUUUGGCAGGCUCCUCAGUUGCCUUGGCGCAACUUUUACACCUGUCCAGUCGUUUCACGCGUGUGGGGGUACAUCAGCUCUCUUUGGGAAUUCGGUGGCGUCUCCGGACUGAUCUACGGCUCACACCACAUGGUGUUCAGCGCGUACAGUGCUCCACUGGAUCUAGCAAAGAAUGCUGAAUGUUGGGAUGGUGACGUCAUUGCAGAGGAUCAUCAUGCCUUUCUGAAGGCCUGGUUCUACGCCGUGUUCCAGAAGACCCAGGCUGCGGCCUGCCCUUGGGUUCAAGUUAAGCCUGUCAUGCUUCCAUCAAAGUCAACAUCCGUGCAAUCAGACGAUGACUACUGGUCAUCUUGGAGUGAGCGCUGGGAUCAGGCCAAGCGCCAUGCGCAAGGUGUUGCAGAGCUGUCCUAUGCACUGCUGGCAGCAUGGGACAUGCUCACUUCGCUGCCGGUUACAUCAUUGGGGCCAGAUUUCUUGUGGAGGCUGCUGAAAGUCGUCUUCAAACCCUUUAUGAUGCACAUUGUCUCAACACUCCAAGCCAUUUCCUUGCUGGUUUUAACCUUGUAUUGGCUUGCAAGUGGUAACGAAAUCCCCUGGUGUCCAAAGCAGCUUGUUCUAACUAAUUUGAUGACCCAAGGAGACACCCUUCUUUGUGGGUUGGCGGGAGCAUGGGUGCUCGCAUGGCCAGUUGUGAUCCCCUUCAUUCUCCUGAUCGCGGCAAACUUCAUGAUGAUUCGAGUUUGCUUCAUUCUACCUGGCAACAUGAAGAAGGACCAGGAAAGCUGCUGGGAGGAGGCUGAUGGUGCAGUGAAGCCAUGGGAGAGCUCUUUCCUUGGGCCAUUUGCAGGCUCUAAGCAAUUCACCGCUCUCUGCCUUCUUCUCAUGGAUGUCUUGAUCUUUUUCGGCCCCAUCAUGGCGGUCUAUGGUGUUCUGGUCGAGAUUCUCGCUUACUGCAACGUGCUUGUACGUGGAAACCGCUUUGAGUACAAAACAGCUUCCAAGAGUCUUGCAAGUGGCAAGGAGGUGAACAAGUCAUAUGGCUCCUGUGAGGGCAUGGAUUCUACCCAGGAAACUCCUGCACUUCAAAAAAAAUACUGA